AUGGUCAUUCGCGGCAAGGUAACCCGGCCACUUCCUGCGCCUCUGCCUAUGAUUGUUCGUAAAAGUUGGUUGAAGAUACUUGGUGUAACGUUUCAAGAGAUUCCUUUCAUGUGGGACCAUCUAGAUGAAUUAAUGAGUAAAGCCUGUAGCAGAAUGUACAUUAUUCGGAUUUGCAAAUACUAUGGAUUUUCUAGGAAAGAGUUGGAUCUUCUGUUCCACAGUCUUAUUUUAUCAAUAUUAGUUUUUGGUAUAGAG
Messenger RNA from Paramuricea clavata, 255 nucleotides. The record is from the annotation of a GenBank genome assembly. NCBI's taxonomy places the organism in Eukaryota, Metazoa, Cnidaria, Anthozoa, Malacalcyonacea, Plexauridae.